AUGGCACAAUACGGAGGAGAUCAGAAAUACGGAAGAGAAGGUCGCCACACAGAUGAGUAUGGCAACCCUGUUCGGAAAACUGAUGAGUACGGAAACCCAAUUCACUCCACCACCGAGGGAACCAUGGGUGAUUAUGGUGCAACUGGCCACCAAGGUCUAGGUCACACCACCGGAGGUACAGGGACGGAUUACAAAACUAGCGGCGGUUAUGGUGCCACCGGCCACCAGGGGCUGGGUGCCAAUAUAGGUCAUGCUACCGGUGGUUUAGGAAGUGACUACGGUACCACCGGCCAUCAGGGUUUGGGUACCGGAGGUUUGGGAACUGAUUACAAAACCAGCGGUACCGGUGGUCAUGGCACCACCGGUCAUCAUGGCAUAGGCACUGACGUAGGCCAUAGGACUGGGGGAACUGGAGGUCAUUAUGGCACCGGUGGAGCCACUGAAUCCUAUCAAAACCAACCUAGCGCCACCCCUUUUGCCGGCGGCGGCAUUGGCACAGGAACUGGGGCAGGCUACGAGGGACUUGGAGUCGCCGGUCACAAGCAACCUAGCGCCACCCCUUUCGCCGACUCGGUCGCCGGCACCGGAACUGGGACAGGCUACGAUCGACACAGAUCAGAAGAAGGGCAUGAGAAGAAAGGGGUGAUGGAGAAGAUCAAGGAAAAGCUUCCCGGUGUAGAUAGCACCGACGAGCAUCAAAGGGUUUCCACCACAACAGCAGGCGGCGUUGGUGGUGGUGGUUAUGGGGAAGGAGCAAGCAGAGACGGGAUUGAGCGUUGUAUUGUCUGUUAUCUGAAUCUCUUAUAA
Lactuca virosa is the source of this 807-nucleotide messenger RNA. Lineage: Eukaryota; Viridiplantae; Streptophyta; Magnoliopsida; Asterales; Asteraceae. The record is from the annotation of a GenBank genome assembly.